GCACCCAAUGUGUCGACACACAUCGCGCGGGUCACGGAACCUGCAUAUAAAACAAGAUCCUACCCAGCAGCUCGUCGCACACAAACUAAGAGCCAUAGUUCCCAUCUCAUAAUUUUCAGUCAUACCAAACUUUGUCGAAUUUGUGGACACCAUAGUGCAGCACAGUAACAGGCAAUGGAGACCGCCAGAAAGCCUCACUUUGUGCUCGUCCCAUGGAUAGGAAGCAUCAGCCACAUCGUCCCCAUGACGGACAUCGGCUGCCUUCUCGCCUCCCAUGGAGCGUCGGUCGCCAUCAUCACGACGCCCGCCAACGCGUCGCUUGUCCAGAGCCGCGUCGACCGUGUCACCCUGGGCGGCACGGCGCUCGCGGUCACCGCGAUCCCCUUCCCGGCCGCCGAAGCCGGCCUGCCGGAGGGGUGCGAGAGGUUGGACCUGAUCACGUCCCCCGCCAUGGUGCCUAGCUUCUUCGAAGCCAACAAGAAGUUCGGCGAGGCGGUGGCGCAGUACUGCCUUCGGGAUGCGCAACGCCGGCCGAGCUGCAUCGUCGCCGGGAUGUGCCACACGUGGACGCUGCCCAUGGCGCGAGACCUCGGCGUGCCCUGCUACAUCUUCCACGGCUUCGGCGCGUUCGCCUUGCUCUGCAUCGAGCACCUCUACAGGCAAGGCCGGCAAGAGGGGAUUGCGUCUCCGGACGAGCUCGUCGACAUCUCAGUCCUGCAGGCGUUCGAGUGCAAGAUCCUCGUUAGGCAGCUGCCGCCGCAUUUCUUGCCAUCCACGUCCAUGGGGAGCGGGGUGAUGCAGGAGGUCCGGGAGUUCGACAUGGCCGUGGACGGCGUCGUGGUGAACAGCUUCGACGAGCUGGAGCACGGCUCCACGGCGCUUCUCGCGGCCGCCGCAGGCAGGAAAGUUCUCGCCGUGGGGCCGGUCUCUCUGUGCUGCGCACCUAGUCUCGACCCGCAGAGCGAUGACGCGAGGCGGUGCAUGUCGUGGCUGGACGGCAAGAAGGCCAAGUCCGUGGUGUACGUGAGCUUCGGCAGCGCCGGGUGCAUGCCGCCCGCGCAGCUCAUGCAGCUCGGCAUGGCCCUGGUCUCGUGCCGCUGGCCUGUCAUGUGGGUUAUCAGAGGCGCUGACUCGUUGCCCGACGACGUGAAGGUGUGGCUACGUGAGAACACCGACGGCGACGGCGACGCGGACAGCAAGUGCCUCGUGGUGCGCGGGUGGGCGCCGCAGGUGGCCAUCCUGGCGCACCCGGCGGUGGGCGGAUUCAUGACGCACUGUGGGUGGGGCUCGACCCUGGAGAGCGUCGCCGCCGGCGUGCCCAUGGUCACCUGGCCUCUGUUCGCCGAGCAGUUCGUGAACGAGAAGCUGAUCGUGGACGUGCUUGGCAUCGGGGUGUCCGUCGGCGUGACAAAGCCAACGGCCAACGUCCUGACCGCUGGCAAACAUGGCAGCGGAGAGGCGGAGGCGGAGGUUGGGGCGGAGCAAGUCAACAGCGCUGUGGAGAAGCUGAUGGAUGGAGGGGAUGAAGGGGAGGACAUGAGGAGGAAGGCUCUGGCAUGUAAAGCGAAAGCAAACGCUUCUCUGAAGGAAGGUGGGUCGUCGUACAACAAUUUAGAGGAAUUGAUUCAGUCUUGUGUCUGAAAAUUCGACUGGGCAGUCUUAGCUAAUGGGAUGAGAAUAUAAUUUCUUUGUGUCGAUUGUUCCUGCAGUAUAAGCCAAAAUGCCAAUAAAGGACUGAAGUUUCUAACCCUA
This is a messenger RNA of Triticum urartu, 1752 nucleotides long. RefSeq names its product UDP-glycosyltransferase 73C6-like. The record is from RefSeq and is a predicted model, not a curated record. Lineage: Eukaryota; Viridiplantae; Streptophyta; Magnoliopsida; Poales; Poaceae. Gene Ontology annotation, molecular function: UDP-glucosyltransferase activity.